Messenger RNA from Anopheles nili, 1178 nucleotides. RefSeq names its product CD2 antigen cytoplasmic tail-binding protein 2 homolog (gene holn1). The transcript has 2 exons. Gene Ontology annotation, molecular function: protein binding. The coding region runs from base 27 to 1127 and encodes 366 amino acids. Lineage: Eukaryota; Metazoa; Arthropoda; Insecta; Diptera; Culicidae. The record is from RefSeq and is a predicted model, not a curated record. Gene Ontology annotation, cellular component: U5 snRNP.
UUAAGGAAACGUGAAUUGGAACUGAAAUGUCGAAACGUAAAGCGUGCUACGUGGUAGAGGAAGACAAUUAUCUGGAUGAUCUGGUACGGGACAAGCAGAAUAAUCAACCAUCAACCAGUAAGCAUACUCUCGAUUCGGACGAGGAAGACGAUAGCGGCGAUGAUGCACCAUAUAAUGUAUUGGAUGAUGAAAAAAUCGUCGGCGAGGAAGACGGGAUUGCUCGCACAGAUGGCGAAAUGAAAUUCACACCGUUUAACAUGAAGGAAGAGAUGGAAGAAGGCCAUUUUGACGUCGACGGGCACUAUUUGUGGAAAAAAUCGGUCGACGUGAAGGAUCACUGGUUGGAUAACAUCGACUGGGUGAAACUUAAGAACGAUCCAAACUAUAAGGAAAAGCCCGACAAGGGUGAAGACCGUGGGUUAGCGGAUUCCGACUCGGACGAAGACGAUGAAACCCCCGCAGGUGGAGAUAGCAAAUUUGAUGAUAUAGCCACUUAUCGGCAAAUGCUGGAACUGAUGGAACCCAAAGAGACUGUCAAGCGGACUUUGCAAAGGUUGGGUAAAGGCACGGCAAAGCUAACGACGGCCCAGCGCUGGAAGAUGAAGAAAGCGGGCCAAUCACCGGAUGACGCCAGUGCCAAAAUAACAAAGUUAACCGCUCUUUCGAACGAUAUACUUACCAACACUGGCAACAUGGACGUGUACGAGGAAACGUUUGAGAUGAUAGAGAAGAAAGUGGCCGAUGCUGAUAAGAAAAAUGCCGUCGCCACUGCUGGGAACGGGGACGAGCUAGACAUGUAUGCGGACGAUUUCGGCAGUCGUGAACAAAGCAAACUCAACGUUCCUUUCGGUAGCGAAAAUGGACCCAAUUCGGCAAAGGGAUCAGAAGCCUCGCAUAAUGAUUCUUCCUCCGCUGCUGACACGGAAAGCACAAAAGCAAAGACACUUAUGUGGGAAUACAAAGAGCAGCAGGACGCGGAAAAGGUGCACGGGCCGUACACAACGGAACAGAUGCAAAAGUACGCCGAAGAAGGCCGCUUCACGAGUGGAGCUUUCGUGCGAAAAGUCGAAAGCGAUGACGCUCGGUUUUACUCGGCAGCGCGAAUUGACUUCGAUCUGUACCUUUAAGCGCACUAACGCAAAUUAACGCUAAGCUUAACGUUUUACAAUAAACAUUGU